Messenger RNA from Prunus dulcis (almond), 3543 nucleotides. RefSeq names its product wall-associated receptor kinase 2-like. Gene Ontology annotation, molecular function: protein serine/threonine kinase activity; polysaccharide binding; calcium ion binding. Gene Ontology annotation, biological process: cell surface receptor signaling pathway; protein phosphorylation. The record is from RefSeq and is a predicted model, not a curated record. Gene Ontology annotation, cellular component: plasma membrane. NCBI's taxonomy places the organism in Eukaryota, Viridiplantae, Streptophyta, Magnoliopsida, Rosales, Rosaceae.
AUGUUGGUCUUUCCUUACUGUCUUUCAGAUAUUGAUGAGUGCAAGGAUUCAUACCCCUGCCCUAUCGGAACGUGCAAAACUUUACUGGGAAAUUAUUCUUGUAAAUGUCCCAAAGGGUACAAACAUGAAGCCAUGGAUGAAAAGAAAUGCAUCAAAGACAACAAUCUUUCAAAGAUCAUUGUCCCGCUCUGGAGGCCUCUUGCUUUUAGUGUGGUUGGAAGUUUAUGGAUAUAUUGGGGUAUGCCGGGAAGAAAGUUCAUCGAACUCAAAGAGAAAUACUUCAAAGAAAAUGGUGGCUUAUUGUUACAACAACAACUCGCUAGUCAAGGAGGCUCUAUGGAAACAACAAAAAUCUUUAGAGCAGAAGAGCUUGAGAAGGCCACGAACAACUGCCACGAAAGUAGAAUUCUUGGAGAAGGAGGCUAUGGAACGGUUUACAAAGGAAUAUUACCAGACAAUAGCGUGGUUGCCAUAAAGAAAUCAAAAGUUAAUGGUGCGCCGGCUCAGAGUGAGGAUUUUAUUAAUGAGGUGAUUAUUCUUUCCCAAAUCAAGCAUAGAAAUGUGGUCAGGCUCUUAGGUUGUUGUUUAGAGACACAUGCACCGUUACUGGUUUAUGAGUUCAUUGCUGAGGGCACUCUUUCUGAGCACAUCCGUAACAAAAGCAGCCUAACACCAUCACUUUCAUGGGAGAUGAGAUUGAAUAUAGUGGUAAAAACAGCAGGAGCACUGGCAUACUUACACUCAUCUGCUCUAGUGAAAAUUAUCCACAGAGAUGUGAAAGCAACAAAUAUACUACUAGAUGAAAAUUACACUGCAAAAGUGUCUGACUUCGGAGCUUCAAGAUUGAUCCCUCUAGAUCAAACUCAACUAACAACGUUAGUGCAAGGAACACUCGGAUACUUAGACCCCGAAUGCUUCCUCACGAAUCAACUAACAGAAAAGAGUGAUGUAUAUAGCUUCGGAGUUGUCCUUAUGGAGUUACUGACAAGCAAAGUAGCGCUUUCUUUCCCCAGGCCCGAAGAAGAGAAAAACUUAGCAAGCUUCUUUGUUUUUUCAAUGGAGGAAGAUCAAUUGAAGGAAAUUCUUGAUGAUGACAUCGUUAAUAAGAGUAACAUUGAGACGCUAAGAAACUUGGCAGAACUCGCAAGAAGAUGUGUAAUGUUGAAAGGGGAGGAGAGGCCUAGCAUGAAAAAAGUGGCAAUGGAGCUCGAGGGAAUGAGAGUUACAGUAAACCAUCCAUGGGGAAAAGCUCAAGUUUCAAGUCCAGAAGAGACUGAGUACUUGCUUGGGUCAGCUAUGAAUUCAGAGGCUUAUUUUGUGGAUGUUAGAGGUGAUGCUGCAGAAGCUCAAGCCUUGCCUGGCUGCCCAAACCAAUGUGGAAAUUUGUCAAUUCCAUUUCCAUUUGGCAUAGCUAAAGGCUGUUACGUCAGAGAUGAAUUUUUCAUUGAUUGUAAUGAAACCAACCAAACCCCAACACCAUAUUUGAAUGGAACUGGGAUCCCAAUUUCCAACUUAUCCCUUAAUGGUGAGUUACAAAUAAUGCAAUUUGUAGCCAGGGAUUGCUAUGACCAAGAUGGUUCUUUAGACAAAAAACUCAGCAACACCCCAAGGCUCAAGCUUUUCCCUCCUUACACAAUCUCCGGCACCAAAAACAAGUUCAUUGCCGUUGGUUGUGACACUUACGCAAUCUUCGAAGGUGUUCGGGGCAAAGAAAAGUACAUAACUGGGUGCAUGACCUUCUGUGAGAGCCUUGGAAGCAUUAGUGAGUCUUGCUCUGGCAUUGGGUGCUGCCAAACUUCAAUCCCAAGUGGACUUCAAGUGCGUACCGUGACAAUGAGUAGCUACUACAAUCAUACAUUUAUAUGGGACUUCAACCCCUGCAGCUACUCCUUCAUUGUGGAAGAAGGCCAGUUCACAUUCUCUAGUAAAAGUUUCCAAGAACUGAAAUCUAUAAGCCGGCUUCCGAUGGUUCUCAACUGGGCAAUUGGGGAUGAACCAUGUGAUGCAGCUCAACAUAGGCAGGAUUAUGCAUGCAAGGGAAAUAGCACAUGUGUCAACCCCCUCAAUCUAUCUGGUUAUUUUUGUGAAUGCUUGCCAGGUUAUGAAGGAAAUCCAUACCUCCCAGACGGUUGUCAAGAUACCGACGAGUGCCAGAUUUCAAACCCCUGCAGUGCAGGAGCGUGUGUAAACGUACUUGGAAAUUAUUCUUGUGUAUGUCCAAAAGGUUUCGAAGGCGAUGGAAUGAAAGCUGGAACAGGUUGCAGCAAAGACAACACCAGCAAUCUUUUUAAGGGCAUUCACUUGCUUACUAUUUCAUUGGCUAUGACAGUAGCCUUGUUGGUUUUGCUGGUUGGAAGUUCAUGGACUUAUUGGGGAACGAAGAAAAAGAGGUUCAUCAAACUCAAAGAAAAAUACUUUCAAGAAAAUGGUGGCUUCUUGUUGCAGCAACAACUCGCUAGUCGCGGAGGACCUGUGGAGACAACGAAAAUUUUUACUGCAGAAGAACUCGAGAAGGCUACAAACAAUUACCAUGAAAGCAGAGUCCUUGGUGAAGGAGGAUAUGGAACAGUGUACAAAGGAAUACUAGAAGAUGACAAAGUGGUUGCCAUAAAAAAGUCCAAGAUUUGUGCCCCCGCUCAGAAUGAGCAAUUUGUUAACGAGGUGAUUGUUCUUUCUCAAAUCAACCAUAGGAAUGUGGUGAGGCUGUUAGGUUGUUGUUUAGAGACGCCAAUGCCAUUGUUGGUUUACGAGUUCAUCAUCAACGGGACUUUGUCGGAGCAUAUUCACAACAAAUGCAGAGAAUCUUUACUUUCAUGGGAGCUGCGGUUGAAGAUAGCCGCAGAGACUGCAGGAGCACUGGCAUACUUACACUCCUCCAUUUCCAUCCCGAUCAUACACCGAGAUGUGAAGACGACGAAUGUACUCUUAGAUGAAAAUUACAUAGCAAAAGUGUCCGACUUCGGAGCUUCACGGUUGAUUCCUCUAGAUCAAGCUCAAAUAACUACUUUAGUGCAAGGAACACUAGGGUACUUGGACCCUGAAUACUUCCAUUCAAACCAACUAACGGAAAAGAGUGACGUGUAUAGCUUUGGAGUUGUCCUUGCAGAGCUACUAACAAGCAAAGUGGCACUUUCUUUUGCCAGGCCUGAGGCAGAGAGAAAUCUAGCGAGCUUCUUUGUUUGUUCAGUGGAACAGGGUCGCUUGAAUCAAAUUCUUGAUGAAGACAUAGUCAACGAGGGAAAUAUUGAGACACUUAAAAAAGUGGCUGAUCUUGCAAAUAGAUGUUUAAGGGUAAAAAGGGAGGAAAGGCCUAACAUGAAACACGUAGCCAUGGAGCUGGAGGGGAUGAUGAUUAUGGCAAAGCAUCGAUGGGGAAAGGCCAAUUUCGGCCCCGAGGACACUGAAUACUUACUUGGGUCAGCUUCAAUGGCUUCUGUUAGAGGUGACAAUUGUUCUAGUACCAGUACAACUACUGAUGCAACUACUGUGUACGACAGCAUGCGAAUCGAAAUCGAAAUGUUAAUGCGACACAACGGGCGAUAG